Hydatigera taeniaeformis is the source of this 717-nucleotide messenger RNA. NCBI's taxonomy places the organism in Eukaryota, Metazoa, Platyhelminthes, Cestoda, Cyclophyllidea, Taeniidae. The record is from the annotation of a GenBank genome assembly.
GAUGGUGCAGAGGGAUGCAGCAUCAUGGUUGGCUAUUUACCGUGUCUCACGAAGUCCCUCUACCUCCUCAUUCGACUGGUGACAGAUCCGGCGCCCAAAUUACUAGGCAUGGUGGAGGUGGAUGUUGGUAUUCGUUUUGUGCUUCUUGCACUCACGCCGAGAGUGAAUGAGGAGAGGGCCAUGUAUCAAACAGGACGAUGUUUCGCCACAAUGCUCAACGAAAAUAAAUUUCUCACAGCCUUGCGUCAUUCACAUGAUCCAGGCGACAUCUACAAGGCCGCAAUGAAUUUCAGACGGGAUAUAAUAGUUAUUUCUCAUGGUUAUUCAGAGGUGCUCAAUCGCAGUGGUGGCAUCGAUGUGCCUUCUCCUUACGCCAACGAAGUCGAGUUUGAUAGAACCGAUCUUGUGUUUGAUGACGUUUUGGAUGCAACUUCAAAAAAUGAAAUGAUGUCAUCGAACUUAAGUUUACAAAUUGAGCCCCAAGCUCAUUGCACCAAGCAUUCAUUCAAGCGCCUGUGUCCACCAUUCUACGAAUUGGUGCGUGGAAUCAAGGCCCUCGCCGCCCGAAUGCCCAGCGACUACGUCGAUGCCUUUACCAAAGACAAUGUGGGAACAAUGCUGAGUAGUAUCCUCUUCAUCUACUUCGUCGUAUUUGCACCGGCUGUUACCUUUGGGACUUUGAUGUGUAAGUCAGCUUACUUUCUCCAUGACGGAUAA